This is a messenger RNA of Cotesia glomerata, 717 nucleotides long. RefSeq names its product histone H3.v1-like. The record is from RefSeq and is a predicted model, not a curated record. The coding region runs from base 13 to 717 and encodes 234 amino acids. NCBI's taxonomy places the organism in Eukaryota, Metazoa, Arthropoda, Insecta, Hymenoptera, Braconidae. The transcript has 4 exons.
AAUAAAAAUAGAAUGUAUCAUUUGAAAGAAGAUGGAAAACUUGUGAAGUGUGGGAUUUUAAGUAUUGCCGCAUCACGUACCAUAUUGCAAAAUCCAAAUACAAGAUUACGGCGACCUAAGUACAACGAAUCAUCUUUAGAAUCUUCAACUGAAGAAAAUAAUGAAUUGCCGCUUCAUGCGAUACAACAAAAAAGGAAGAACAUAAAAUUUAAUGCCAAUUGCGCCAAAAAAACUAUGAGCAAAGAUAUUUUAAAUGCUUACAAAGCAAAACGAAAAGAAGAAAUUAUGAAAAAGAAAGGAGCAAAAAAAAUAAUCAAAUAUAAACCCGAUGGCGAUAAAACACCUAAAAACAAUGAAGUAGACAGCAGUCCGGUUGGUGAAUUUGAAAACGAUGCCGCAAUGGCAAUCGAAGAACAUAACAAAAUAAUGAAAGUUGUAGAAGAAGAUUCCAUUGUACAUGAAGAAGAAAAAUCGGAUAGAACUGUAGAAUCAGAAGAAGAAGAAGAAGAAGAAGAAGAAGAAGAACAUGUAGUAGAAGAAGAAAUAUUUGAACUCGGUUCCGACGCGGAUGUAGAUGAUAACGAACAACCCGAAUAUGUGACGUCUGAAAUAGCCGAGGUUAAUGACGGUGCGAGUUACAAAAAUAACAUAGACAACGACGAAAACAACUACAACUCGAAUAACCAGAUAGUACUGAAAAUAAUUUAUCAAUUAUAA